Halichondria panicea is the source of this 698-nucleotide messenger RNA. Its product is annotated as phosphatidylinositol N-acetylglucosaminyltransferase subunit P-like. Gene Ontology annotation, molecular function: phosphatidylinositol N-acetylglucosaminyltransferase activity. The record is from RefSeq and is a predicted model, not a curated record. The transcript is spliced from 4 exons. The coding region runs from base 55 to 450 and encodes 131 amino acids. NCBI's taxonomy places the organism in Eukaryota, Metazoa, Porifera, Demospongiae, Suberitida, Halichondriidae. Gene Ontology annotation, cellular component: endoplasmic reticulum. Gene Ontology annotation, biological process: GPI anchor biosynthetic process.
ACCAGCCUUUUAUUGUUUUGGUAAAGAUCGUAAACACAUAAGCUGUAAUCAGCCAUGGUCUCUGAUGAGAGAAGAGCUUCCCCCAACACAAGCUCAGAGAGAGCCACUUAUGGGUUUGUGCUGUACCUAGGAUCCUACCUACUGCUAGGUGUGUUUCUGCUCUGGGCGUUCCUCCCCAACGAUUGGCUGACCUUCAUUGGAUUCAGCUACUACCCUCAGAAGUACUGGGCUGUUGCAGUGCCUGUGUUUGGCUGUGUGUGCUUCACAAUGAUCUUCUUUCUCUACAUUGGAGCCAACCUUCUCAUGGUACCAGCACCAGAUGAUCUCAGGAACAUUACUGAUUCCUACUCCCUACCACCCCAACCGGCCAGUAUUGGUACGUCUGUACCACCUCUCUAUGACAUACCCAUCACUGAGGUCAACAAGCUCAUGUUUGCAAAGAAGCACUGAUCAAUCCACUACCUGAUUGUGUGGGAGAGCUCUGGAGAACAUUACAUGGAGAACAUUAAAUCGAACAAUUAUUUUAUAGCCCUCCAACUGGACCAAUAUUUAUCCUUGCUGCAUUUGUGUAUGGUGCUAAUAGUUAGGGUUGGGUACUGUACCCCCUUCUUUCUUUCUUUGUUCCUCCAAUUCCUCCCGUAUUUUUCCGAAUUUUUGAUUAAUUUCUGCUGUUUCUAAUGAGAGUAAAAUCGCCAAAA